This is a messenger RNA of Pseudogymnoascus verrucosus, 1927 nucleotides long. RefSeq lists its product as uncharacterized. The record is from RefSeq and is a predicted model, not a curated record. NCBI's taxonomy places the organism in Eukaryota, Fungi, Ascomycota, Leotiomycetes, Thelebolales, Thelebolaceae. The coding region runs from base 1 to 1683 and encodes 560 amino acids. The transcript is spliced from 7 exons. Gene Ontology annotation, molecular function: iron ion binding; heme binding; oxidoreductase activity, acting on paired donors, with incorporation or reduction of molecular oxygen.
AUGGAGAAGGAUGAAGGAAUGCUGAGUGUAGUGGAUCUGGGGUCGGACCUAGGUCGGAGGCAGAACUGGGAAGCUGAAAGAGCCACUCGGCCACUCGACUGGUGGCAUUUUGAGUCGUCCUGGAAAUAUAGGGGAGUUGCUGUUGGUUAUAUAAUUGCUCGGAUCAUAUAUCGACAAUUCCUGCACCCUCUUGCCAACUUCCCGGGACCUGUUGGAGCUGGGUGGACCGAUGCAUGGUGGUUUUACCAUCUCUUCUCAGGGCGAGUAACAUGGAGGAACCAUAACUGGCACAAGAGAUACGGCACCGUUGUUCGUACGGCACCAAACCAUCUGAGUUUCAACUCUCCCGAAGCCAUAAAAGACUGCUAUGGAUUUGGCAAAGCAAACCAGUCGCUCUGCCUCAAGGACCCCGAGUUCUUCCUCGAAAGCGUAUAUGGAUCUUGGAAUAUCAUCAACGAGAACAAUAAAGACGAACAUGCCCGAAUGCGAAAAAUGCUGAGCCAUGCCUUCAGCACCAAAGCUCUAGUCGAACAAGAGUUUGUACUGACAAGGAGUGUCGACGACUUUAUGUACCACAUUGGAACAAUCAAAGCCGAAGGCGGAAAGACUGGAGUUGAUAUCACAAAAUGGUUCAAUAAUGUCACCUUUGACAUCAUGGGAGGCAUGGCUUUUGGAGACUCAUUUGGGGCCAGAGUGGGCAAUUAUGGACCAAAAUCUCGUAGGUUUCUGUCAUAUGCCCAAGAGUUCGGAAGAGAUGUUGACGGCGAAACAGAUGAUAAAUAUGACUGGGUUGGCGUCGUUCUUGACAGUGCCUUCAUCAACGAUGUCAUGAGAUGCACAACAUUAGUGCCAUACCUGCCCGAGUUUUUGGAUUGGUGGAUUCCGAGGAGGUACCAAGAGAGUAGCUACGCCCACAUGGACUAUAGUAUCAUAGAAACACGAGCUCGAAUCGAGAAACAAACCGAGCCCGACCGACCAAAAGACUUCUUACACUACAUGCUCAACUUCGCAGGACCAAAGGCGACCGAAAAAGAAAUAGCUUCGCAUAUCAACGCUCUCAUGAUGGCUGGAGUCAUCACCACCUCCACCUUCCUCUCCGGUGUUCUAUAUUACCUCAUGAACAAUGUUGAGGCCUUCGAUAAGUUGAAGACGGAGCUUCGAACUACAUUUUCCUCGCUCGAGGAGAUUACGUGCAACAGCACUGCACAAUGCGAAUACCUUGCCGCGGUUAUCAAGGAAGGUCUUCGAAUAUACCCCCCAGCUGGCGGUGCUCAUCUCCCACGCAUCGUGCCGCCGGAAGGUGCCAUGAUUUCUGGCUAUUGGGUUCCGGGAAGGACUCGGGUUUCGGUGCAUCAAUGGUCUGUUGUGCACGACGAGAAGUACUUCCACAGGCCGGAUGACUUCAUCCCCGAGCGUUGGAUCAAGGGUGAAAAGGCGUCCGAGAUGGGCGACAGGCUUGAGGCAAGUCAGCCGUUCUCGUAUGGCCCAAGAGGCUGCCUUGGCAAGAACCUUGCUGCACUGGAAAUGCGCCUGAUUUUGACCCAGAUGAUUUGGAAAUACGACGUUCAGUGGCUCAACCCAUCUGUCGACUGGGAGCGCGACAACCAGGGAUACACGCUGUGGCACCGACCGGAACUCCGGGUCCUCUUCCACGAACGCGUCGCCAGGAUUGCUUUAAGAUAAGUGGGUUUGUGGGGAUUGCGGGGAUUGUUGAAGAGCUCGGAUUGUUGGACAGAGCGCAAUUGCAAAUUGAACAUACGAAAACAUCGAUUUUACUGAUUUACAGAGGCGUUAUUGGGGUAUCUGAAGGCGAAAGGUUGAUGGGGAAGGCUGUACCUAGAAUCGCUAUAUCAUAGCGCAAGCUUAAAUUUCUUUUGUGGUCGUACUUUCCUUAUGUUUGUUUUUUGGACUUGAAUUUCUAACAAGG